GUUGUACUCGAAUUGUAAAACAAUGUGAACUCCCAAUUUUUUCUGUUUGGACACCUCCAAUUAGAAAUAGUCUGAAAGGGAGAGGAAAACUGUUAUCUUUUGGAGUUAAUUUAGCGAAGAGAUUAUCAAUUAAGUGUGGUGUUUAUGAGGAAAGGGAUAGUAGUGGUAGUGCAGCUGGGUUUGAUGUGAGCAAUGCUAUAAAGGAUGAUUUAUUUGAUAUCUCUCUCCUUCAUGGCCUGGGAAUCAAAUUUGUUCUUGUACCCGGAACUCAUGUCCAAAUUGAUAGGUUUCUGGCUGAAAGAGGAAGUGAGCCCAAAUAUGUAGGCCGCUACAGAGUUACAGACACCGAUUCACUGAUGGCUGCAAUGGAUGCAGCUGGUAGGACUCGUCUUAUGAUAGAAGCAAAGUUGUCUCCUGGGCCAUCAUUGACUGGUGUCCGCCGGCAUGGAGAAAAUAGUCGCUGGCAUGAUGGUGUUAGUGUUGCUAGUGGUAAUUUUAUAGCAAUGAAGAGAAGAGGUGUUGUAGAAGGAAUCGAUUAUGCAGCGACUGGUGAAGUAAAGAAGAUAGAUGUUUCUCGAAUUCGUGAGAGGCUUGAUCAGGAUAGCAUCGUAUUAUUAAGCAAUCUUGGUUAUUCCAGCUCUGGAGAAGUUUUGAACUGCAACACAUAUGAAGUUGCCACAGCUUGUGCCUUGGCUCUAGGAGCGGAGAAACUGAUUUGUAUUAUAGAUGGUCCAAUUCUUGACGAGUCCGGGCGCCUUAUUCGUUUUUUAACUCUUCAAGAUGCUGACAUGCUGGUUCGCAAACGAGCAGAACAAAGUGAGACAGCAGCUAAUUAUGUGAAAGCUGUUAGUCAAGAGGACUUCCAUUGUUUAGGUCAAAAGGGUUCCAAUGGAUCAGUCUCUUCCUACAAUAUGAACGGUUUUAGCCAACGAUACAGUGUCACAUUUCAGAAUGGUGUUGGUUUUGAAAAUGGGAAUGGGCUUUGGUCCAGUGAGCAGGGUUUUGCCAUUGGAGGACAAGAGAGGCUAAGUCGACUAAAUGGUUAUCUUUCAGAGUUAGCUGCAGCUGCUUUUGUGUGCAGAGGAGGUGUUCAAAGAGUUCACCUGCUGGAUGGUACUAUUGGUGGAGUUUUACUAAAGGAAUUGUUCCAAAGAGAUGGAGUUGGGACAAUGGUAGCUAGUGAUCUUUACGAAGGAACACGAGUGGCUAGGCUGUCAGAUAUUUCUGGGAUCAAACAAUUAUUACAACCUCUAGAAGAGUCUGGAACAUUGAUCAGAAGGAGUGAGGAAGAGCUUGUGGAGGCGCUGCAUUCAUUCAUUGUUGUGGAGAGAGAAGGGCACGUUAUAGCUUGUGCUGCUCUCUUUCCUUACUUUGAAGAAAAAUGUGGAGAGGUUGCUGCUAUUGCUGUUUCUCCUGAUUGUCGUGGCCAAGGACAAGGGGACAAAUUACUUGAUUACAUUGAGAAGAAGGCAUCCUCCCUUGGAUUGCAAAUGCUGUUCCUGCUUACAACUCGCACAGCUGAUUGGUUUGUGAGGCGCGGUUUUUCUGAAUGUUCCAUCGAACGCAUACCAGCUCAAAGAAGGAAAAGGAUUAAUCUCUCUCGUAGGUCGAAGUAUUACAUGAAGAAGCUGCUACCUGAUAGAAGUGGUAUACGCUUCGACAGCCCCUUUUCAUAAGAACAAAAAGGAGUUUCUUAUCUCUAUAGCGGCUCUGCAAUAAGCUUGGAUUAAGUGGACAAUCCUUGUUAUCCUGUAUCGGAUAAGUGUAAUCAUAGCAAAGAAGUAUAAAAAGAUGUGCCUGUAUAGUAAGUACAAAUAUAAAAUUUCAGGUUUGUAAUAUUGUCUGCUUCAUAAAGUGGCCUAUACUUGAUUUGGCUGCUAAUAUUCAUCUGUC
Molecule: messenger RNA, 1893 nt
Organism: Lycium ferocissimum
Lineage: Eukaryota; Viridiplantae; Streptophyta; Magnoliopsida; Solanales; Solanaceae
Product: probable amino-acid acetyltransferase NAGS1, chloroplastic
Exons: 10
Coding region: 357-1676 (439 amino acids)
Biological process (GO): L-arginine biosynthetic process
Cellular component (GO): cytoplasm
Molecular function (GO): L-glutamate N-acetyltransferase activity, acting on acetyl-CoA as donor
Source: RefSeq, a predicted model, not a curated record